CCUUAUUUAAUUAGGGGAAUUAGACUAUAGGUAGAGAGAGUACAGCGUUACUUGGGGAGAAAGCUGCUACUCACACACCUAAAGUAGCUGCAAAAUCUCAUCUUUUACCCAUAAUUCUUCUCUUCUACCCUUUCGGAAGUCUCUCCUAAGACUGCCUUUUCCCCCAAAUUUCUCCCCCGAAGUCGAAGCUUUCAAUGCCAUCGCCGGAGGAAGAAGAGCCGAAAUUCGGCUUAAACAGCACCGGUAGAAGAAAUCUCCGCCGGAAAAAGCUUCUCGCCGGUGAAAAAAUAGAGGUAAGAAGUCUUGAGGAAGGGUUUCUCGGUUCUUGGUAUUUAGGAACUGUGAUUGCAGCGAAAAGGCGAUGUCGGCGUUGUAUCAGAUAUGCUAACAUUCUCUCUGAUGAUGGUACUGAUUAUCUUGUGGAAACUGUUGAUGUUUCCGAUGUGGUAGAAGGGUUGAAUUCUGAUUGUACUGACGUUUCUGAUACUUUUCGUGGACGUUUAAGACCUGUGCCGCCAAAACUGGAAGUUGAUAAAUCGAAGCUUGUGUAUGGGAUCUGCGUCGAUGUAUUUUUCAGUGAAGCUUGGUGGGAAGGUGUCCUUUUUGACCACGAAAAUGGUUCUGAGAAAAGGAGAGUUUUUUUCCCUGAUUUGGGUGAUGAAAUGGAUGCUGAUCUUCAAUAUUUACGUAUUACUCAGGAUUGGAAUGAGAGUACAGAGAUGUGGAAGUGUCGUGGGAGAUGGUUGUUUCUUGAUUUGAUUGAGACAUAUAAGGAGGAUAAUUAUCUCCCGGUUUCCGUAAAGCAACUUUGGUAUGACAUCCGGGACAGGAUUGGUUUUGCGAGAAUCCAGGAAUGGACUUGCUCUACUAGGUAUUUAUGGGAAGAUUUGAUGCUUGAGGUGAUUGAUGAUAAUCUUAGAAUUACCGUUAACCAGUUUCUUCAUGAUUAUGACGCUGAAAGAUUCCCUCAAUUGAAGCUCUUAAAAGAAGCUUCUCAGGCGGUUAGUGAGACCAAUACUUGUCUCAGCGGUGUGCUAGUGAUUGCUCAAAAAGAACAACAAUUUUCCUGCACUGACAAAGAUUACCAACUGGCAAGCCAGAUAUGUCAUUCUUUGUCUGUCUUAACUUCUGUUUCUGGUAUAAGGUCAGAGACAAGGUACAUCAAUAGGGAAACCGAAUUUUCCAGCAAGAAAUCUACUGCCGUUGAUAAAAAGUUGAUACUACACAAGAAAACUGGAAACUGGCAUCCUUUUAAUUGUGUUGCUAAAUCAUGCCCACAAGCUGUGUCAAGCUUUAUCAGGUCAAUGUCACCAGAAAUGGCCACACAUGUCAGAAAACAUAUUAAGUCUAUGGGGUGGACCAUAGAACAUAUGGUAGACGAAGCUGGGAGGCAAAGGUUUCGCUACCUCUCACCAAAUGGAAGAUUAACAGAGCAUUCUCUUCGUCAAGUGUGUUUCAGAUUGAAACAACGUGAUGAAUCCUUGACUACUCCGAGGAUGGCUAAGUUUCCUAUUCUGUCUUGUGAUGAUCAGACGUAUAAUACCCAGAAAAUGAGGUGUAUUGUUUUGGCAUUGCCGGCGAGGAAUAGAACUGUCGGUCCUGGUGAAGGAAGGACACCGCCUGCUGAAACCUUGCUUGAGUGUGAUACACAAGGAAAUGAGGAGAUUUUCACGGAGGAGAGCCGCCAUUUUUGUCCCAGAAAUGCCUUCUCGGGUCAAAAAAAGACACUCUGCGUUAGGCUUGAGCCAGAAACCAAAGCUCAAGGCAUACAAAGGUUGAAAAGUAAGCGUAAACAGAAACAUAAGCUUAGAUAUAACUCCAAGAAGGAAGAAGUGAUUACAGGUUUGCGAAAUGUUGAUAUGAGGAUGAGAAGGGGGAACACUUCAAGAAUGUUAAUGGAUAUCAAGAAUCGAGUAAUUGGUCGUGGUAAAACUCGUGUGUUACGAUCAAGCAAAAGAGUGCAGCGGGUAAUAACUCCCAUCUCAAGAAAUCACAGUCCACGUAGUAUUCUUUCCUGGCUCAUCGACAACAAUGUGGUGCUACCUAGGGAAACUAUACGAUGCCAUAACCAAAAGGAUGACACUCUGAGAAAAGAGGGGAAACUAACCCGUGAGGGUAUAAAAUGCAGUUGUUGCCGGCGAAUUUUCACUAUAAGUGGAUUUGAAGUUCAUGCUGGUAGUGGAUCCUGUAGAGCAGGAGCCAAUAUCUUCCUGGAUGAUGGAAGAUCUCUUUUGGAAUGCCAAAUAGAAGCCUAUGAAGCAAGAAAGAAAGCACAACCGCCUAAUAUUCUGAAGAUAAAAUUGCGUCAAGGGGAGAACGAUGUAAUUUGCUCCGUUUGUCACUAUGGCGGCAAACUGAUUCUCUGUGAUGGAUGUCCAUCUGCCUUCCAUGCAAAUUGUCUUGGGCUGGAGGAUGUUCCAGAUGGUGACUGGUUCUGCGCAUCAUGUUGUUGUGGUGCCUGUGGACAAACCAUUGUGAACGCUACUAGCAAAUAUGCCAAGGAAGAAUAUUUUAUCAGUUGCAAGCAAUGCGAACUUAGAUAUCACCCUAGCUGCAUGCGUUAUGAUGGUGCCGGUGAUUCAUUAGAUAUAUUCUUGGUAGAUAAGUGGUUUUGCAGCAAAAACUGUGAAAAGAUAUUUGAAAAUCUCUGUGAGCUUAUUGGAAAACCGAGAGAGGUGGGCGUGGACAAUUUAACGUGGAGAUUGUUGCAGUCCUUGGAACCAAAUACAUGUGGGAUUGACGCUUCUAAAAUUGAGGAUGUGGCAGAAAAUCACUGUAAACUGAGUGUUGCCCUUGAUGUGAUGCAUGAACUUUUUGAGCCUGUGAAAAGACCUCAUGCUGGUGGAGAUCUUGCUGAAGAUGUUAUUUUUGGCAGAUGGUCAAAAUUCAAACGUUUGAACUUCAGUGGAUUUUACACGGUACUUCUAGAAAAGAAUGACGAGCUGGUUACUGUGGCUACUGUCAGAAUUUUUGGGAAUAAAGUUGCAGAAAUGCCCUUUAUUGGUACUAGAUUCCAGUAUCGCCAGCGCGGCAUGUGCCGGGUUUUGAUUAAUGAACUCGAAAAGGUGCUCAUUGAAUUGGGAGUUGAAAGGCUGGUACUGCCUGCUGUUCCAAGCGUGCUGAACACAUGGAUCAAUUCAUUUGGAUUUACAAAGAUAACACUCUCCAAAAGGAAAGACUUUCUGAAAUUUGCCUUCUUGGAAUUCGGACGAACAAUAUUGUGCCAGAAGAUCUUGAGCAGUGUGGCAGAUCCAUUUCUAAGUAGAGUUUAUGCAGUCUCUCUAGGUGAACCACACUGUGACAUUCUCGGGACUGAAGACAAUUCUGCUUCUGAUGAUAGAUCAGAAGUACAUCAAGCAGAACAGCACGUCGAUGAGUCUAUCUCCACCAAAAAUCCACCAGAGGAAAUAAAAAAAGAUGAACAAUUGUUAUUGAAGAGGAACAAUAUUUUGAAGUGUUACACAAGAAGAAAGUCAAAAUGCAUGAGGUUAACAUGAUGAAGUAUGAACAGUCGGAGGGGAGAGCCUCCUCUAGUCGAGAUACUUUGUCUCCACGAGCUGUGUUGAGAAUCUUGGAGCAUGGAAGGUUGAGAUUUUACGAUUAUUGUUUGUGUAUAAUAAUCUUUAAGUUGGGAAACAACAAAUCCCACAAAGGUGUCGAAAAAUAUGUUAAUUGAGAAAGAACGAAGGGAACAAAUGCUUUACUUCUCU
Molecule: messenger RNA, 3710 nt
Organism: Capsella rubella
Lineage: Eukaryota; Viridiplantae; Streptophyta; Magnoliopsida; Brassicales; Brassicaceae
Exons: 10
Coding region: 195-3497 (1100 amino acids)
Biological process (GO): negative regulation of DNA-templated transcription
Molecular function (GO): transcription corepressor activity; acyltransferase activity, transferring groups other than amino-acyl groups
Source: RefSeq, a predicted model, not a curated record